AUGCCGGACGCGUACUCAAGCUCUCCUAGCUCGUGGAUCUCCUGGUUCCUGUCGUCGAAGGGCAAUGAAUACUUCUGUGAAGUCGAGGAGGACUACAUCCUUGACCGCUUCAAUCUCACGGGCCUCAACACGGAGGUACAGCACUACGCGCAGGCGUUGGACAUGAUCACGGACAAUCUUGACGAGGAGAUCCAGGACGACCUCCGUGGCAACCUCGACCUGCAAGCCCGCCUCUUGUACGGCCUCAUCCACGCGCGAUGGAUAGUGACAGCGCGGGGCCUCGCAAAAAUGCUUGAAAAAUACAAGCGCGCCGACUUCGGCCGCUGCCCGCGCGUCCUCUGCCAAUCGCAGCCCCUCCUUCCUGUCGGCCUCACCGACGUGCCCUACGAAAAGUCCGUCAAGCUGUACUGCGGCCGCUGCGAGGACAUCUACUCGCCCAAGUCGUCCCGGCACGGGUCCAUCGACGGCGCGUACUUCGGCACGUCGUUCCCGCACCUCCUCUUCCUCGUCUACCCGAACCUCAUCCCACCAAAGAGCGGCCCGGUCGAGCUCGCGCUCGCGGGACGGGGCGACGUCGAAGGCAGCAGGCGGAGCAGGAGGGUGAGGGACGAGCAGGAGACGGAGGGCGUUGGGGAGGGGAUGAGCACGGCGAGUGUGGCGUUGAAGGCGGACCGGUACCGCCCGCGGAUCUUCGGGUUCCAGGUGAACGAGAUUGCGAAAUUGCAGAGGUGGCAGGAGGCGGUCAGAGAUAGGCAGAUCACACGGUUGGAAGAGCUGGAGGAGAACGCAUAA
Molecule: messenger RNA, 792 nt
Organism: Dichomitus squalens LYAD-421 SS1
Lineage: Eukaryota; Fungi; Basidiomycota; Agaricomycetes; Polyporales; Polyporaceae
Exons: 5
Coding region: 1-792 (263 amino acids)
Cellular component (GO): cytoplasm; protein kinase CK2 complex
Molecular function (GO): protein kinase regulator activity
Source: RefSeq, a predicted model, not a curated record